AUGACUUCAUCUACUGCUCAAGCCUGGCGAAUUCACCUCAAUUACCAAGGCGCCUACACGGCUGCGGGUAUCGAAAGCAACCUACAUUUGGAGGAAGUACCGAAGCCCGUUGCAAAAGAGGGCCAGAUUCUGGUUCGCAUGCAAGCCGCUGCGCUCAACUUCCGCGAUCUGCUUAUAGCAACGGCCGAUCCCAGAUAUGAAAGCCCACCAGCAGAUGACGGGUUGACGCCCUUGUGCGACGGAGCAGGCGAGGUGGUCGAGGUGCGUGUCAAAGGCUCUCGCUGGAAAGUCGGAGACAAGGUGAUCCUGGCAAGCAACACGACGUGGAAAGCCGGGCUUGGGCAGGAAUCGCUUGACCACAGCCUUGGCUGGGGCACCGAAACGACAAACGGCCUGCUUCAGCAGUACUUUGCUUUCGUGGAGGAUGCACUUGCUCCUUUGCCGGCGAACCUGAGCUACGAAGAGGGUGCUUGCUUGGCCGUGCCCUACGUUACGGCUUGGAACGCCCUGUUUGGCGGCCCGAGUGUGCUGAAAGCAGGAGAUACGAUUGUGACCCAGGGCACUGGUGGUGUGAGCAUUGCGGCACUCCAGAUGUCGAGAGCUAUCGGCGCCAAGGUCAUCGCUCUCACAACAUCUGAAGAUAAAAUAGACCUGCUGCGGAAGCUGGGUGCGUCGCACGUCAUCAAUUCCAAAGUGGACAAGAAGUGGGCCGACCAAGUCCUCAAAUUCACUGAUGGACGCGGGGCAGACCACCUGCUCGAAGUCAUCGGAGCAGCAACCAUCAAGGAGUCGCUCCGCGCUGUUCGGCAAGCCGGCGUAGUCUCCGUCGUGGGUUUCUUAUCGGAAAGUGAGAAGCACGAUCUCAUCCCCGACAUUGUUUUCGGAGCCAAGACGAUUCGUGGCUUAAUGAAUGGCAGUCUUGGAAUGCUCCAGGACAUGUCCAAAUUUGUGGAGCAUCACAAAAUACACCCUGUCAUCGCAGAGGUGUUUGGGUGGCAAAACGCGAAAGACGCAUACAAGGCACUGAUAGAGCAAAAGUUCGUCGGAAAACUAGUUAUCAAGAUAGAUUAG
Messenger RNA from Ilyonectria robusta, 1071 nucleotides. Its product is annotated as zinc-type alcohol dehydrogenase-like protein. The record is from RefSeq and is a predicted model, not a curated record. The transcript has 3 exons. Gene Ontology annotation, molecular function: oxidoreductase activity. Bases 1 to 1071 code for a protein of 356 amino acids. NCBI's taxonomy places the organism in Eukaryota, Fungi, Ascomycota, Sordariomycetes, Hypocreales, Nectriaceae.